AUGCAGGACGAUAUACAAGUAGGCGUUUUGGCUGAUAGAGAAGAGGGUACAGUUAGGUCAGAAGGUUUGCUUAGCACAUGGGACAGACAGGGAUCUGUAAUAUCGUUUCAUAGCUGGAUACUAGUUGCAUUGAUGAUUACGUAUGGCACGAAGAGAAAGAAAAAAGCUAAGCCUGUGAGUUUUUCUUCUGAUGAGUCUGACGAUGAGGACUCGGUUGGUAACCGUUCUGGCAGCAGUCUUCCAUUUGCAUUGUCUCCCAGAAAAUCCCCCAGUAGUAAGGUAAUAUUGAACAACUCUCCAAAUAAACGAAUAAAUAUUCAAGAACUAGCUGCAAAUGACCCACUAACCAAAUCCCCGAAGAGAUUCAUGAGGACCAUUGACUCAAUGCAAAGUGAGAGGUUACCAGGACUGGCUGGUUCCAGAGGACGCAACGAUGGGCAUGGCUCUAGCUUUAGCUCUAGUCCUAGUAGAAGUCCAAGUCCAACUCCCAUGCCGAGAAGAAACCUAAAAACGUACCAAGGUUCCAAAUCUGCUGGUCCCGUACUGAAAUUGAGUCAGGAGGCUGGCCCCCAGCAAGGUAGACUAGAGCAAGUGGGUGCAAAAGUUGGGGCAACUGAAACGAGAGACUCUUCCAAAAUGGUAACUGGCUUGGAUCCAAAACCAAGGCGGACGGGAGUUAUUUCCAAAGAGUCAUCUACACUGGGCCCGAAAUCAGGCUUGAAAGACGAGCUGGCUGCGUGGAACACCUUAUUCUCGAGUUUAAGUAACAACAAGGCAGUUGCAGAUAAGAAACCUGCUGCUAAGCGUAAUCUUAGCUCAAAGUCACCAAGCGCAUGGGAUGACUUAUUCUCUAAUUUGAAAGAAAGCAAUGUGGAGAAAUUGGAUAUAAUAACCAAAUUGAGCAAGGAUUUGGUCCGAUGGAAAGAUGAUACUGUGGCCGAUGGUGGUGAUAGCAGUGACUCCGAUUUUGAGGCGGAUACGACUGUUUCAAGCUAUUUACUUGAAGGCAUUCAAACCUUCAGUGCACCUGCAACAAGACAGGAACUGUCUCCGCCAUUUUCUUUCUCAAAAUCACUGUCCAUGCUCAAUGAGACAAACCCACUGCACAAGUUGGCAACCUAUGGGAACGUACGAAGCUUCCUUGAUGGUGACGGUGACAAAAAUCAAGCCAUGGAUGAACAUGCAGCUGACCUAGACGCUGAACCUCUGUCGAAAGACUUAAAUGAUUUGAAAUCGUUGGGUAAGAUGCAAAUGGAGACCGAAGAAAUGGAGUACUUAUUUGACUCCCUAGUCUUCAUAAUUCCUCCAUCCUCUAGCAGUUCAAUUGAAAGUUGUAACCAAGUGUUGAUUAACUUUUUGGUGGAUCUUUGUAUGGAUAUAUGGAAUAGCCAAGAAGUCACGAUAGCUUGGAAGGGUAAACUGAGUGGACUUCUCAAACAUCUCUCGAAGCGAGUAUGCCAGACUUGGAAAGAAUUAGCGACAUCUAUGAACCAAAUGAACGGAAAACUAGUUGAAUCGCUUAUUGUAAUUCUUAUAUAUGGGAUUUCCAUUACAGAGGGAGAGAAUAUUGAUUUAAAUGAACCAUUUCUUGGCCAAAAAUUAAUGAUGAUGGGCAGUUCAUCUAUAUCAAUAUCAAUAGAAUCCUACACGCUCCUGUCACAAACAAUCCAGAAUAUAAAGCAAUUAGCGCCCAUUAUUAACUCUGCAAAUAUACUUGAUAAGAGUAAAAUAGUUGGCUUAUUAGCCAAAGAAGUAUGUGAAAAGUCCAAAAAUCCGGAUUUCCAAUUCUUCAAGCUGCUUGCCAAGUUUAUCAAUGGAAGAGAUAUACAAUUGGCCAGUGGAUUAGUAUGGGGGUGUAACAAUAUAUCCAACAUCUUUGAAUUGAUCAACGAUGAUGACGAGUGUUUGGAGACAAUAAUUAAGUUUUUGGAGUGGGGAGAGUUAAAGGACGACACAGACAUAGAGGAGAACAAAGAAUUACGAUUGAAGGUCCUAGAAAUUCUUGUGGUAUUGUCUACCAAAAUAGAUAUUGAUAGCAAGGAGCUUCUUGGCGUAAUAAUGGGUUAUCAAACAAGAGUAGUGAAGACCGUUUUGGUACCAAAUUUGUCUAAUUUGGACGAUAAAAUUUCUGGUGACUUAGCAAUCCUUGCAAUGGGCUAUCUUCUCAACAUAGUAGAGUUCAGUAAUGCCCAAGGAAUUCAGAUUGAGUUUCUUCCAUACAUUCAAGACAUUUUCUUGAAAUUACCCAAAGAGCCCUCAAACGACAUCGAGAUUCAUAUAAAUGGGUAUUUUGCAUUAAUAGUAGCUAUACUAAAAGUUGACUUGUUCGAUAGAGAGUUGAUAAUAGAUCAUUUGACAAAAUUCCAAAGAGAGAUAUCAACCAUAGGUAGAAAUAAGAUCUACGAAAAGAUAUCCUUAGAGUUAAAACUAUUACUAGAUGAUAAAUGA
Messenger RNA from Dujonia railenensis, 2448 nucleotides. The record is from the annotation of a GenBank genome assembly. NCBI's taxonomy places the organism in Eukaryota, Fungi, Ascomycota, Pichiomycetes, Serinales, Debaryomycetaceae.